AUGGAGCCAGGAGUGAGGAGGGCUGUUCAGCAUAUAAGGCAAGUGCUGCUUUAUUUUGUUUUCCUGGAAGGGUCCUUGGUUCUUUCUGAGACCUGGAGCUAUUCUGUGGCAGAAGAAAUGGAGACCGGCUCCCCUAUAGCCAAUCUAAUUAAAGAUAUGGGUGUGGGAGACCUGGCUGCACGGGGAGCCAGAGUUAUAUUUGAUGACUAUCAGCCUUAUUUGCGGUUAGAACCUGAGACGGGCAACUUGCUCUUGAAUGAAAAACUGGACAGGGAGGUACUCUGUGGUACCAGUGAACCCUGUAUAUUGCAUUUCCAGGUGUUAUUGGAAAAUCCUUUGCAAUUUUUUCAGGCUGAGCUUUUGGUUGAAGACAUAAAUGACCAUACUCCCACAUUCCUAGAGAAACACAUAUUUCUAAAUAUCUCAGAAGGUGCUAGUCCAGGAAGUUCAUUCCAAAUGGCUAGUGCUCAGGACUUAGAUGUAGGAAUGAAUGGUGUCCAAAAUUAUACAAUAAACGCUAACCCCUAUUUCUACCUUAAGUUAAAAGACAAUGGUAAGGGAAGAAAAUACCCAGAGUUGGUACUGGAUGGAUCUCUGGACAGAGAAAAGGAGCCUUCAAUUAGUUUAAUACUAACAGCCCUGGAUGGUGGGUCCCUGCCCAGGUCAUCGACAGCACUGAUUCAAGUUGUGGUUGUAGAUGUCAAUGACAAUGCCCCUGAGUUUGAAAGAACGCUGUAUGAGGUUCAAGUACCAGAGAACAGCCCUGUGGACUCACUGGUAACCAGAGUGUUGGCUACAGAUCUGGACACAGGGGUAAAUGGAGAAAUAUCUUAUUCAUUUUCUCAUGUAUCUAGAGAGGUAUGGAAAACAUUCAGAAUCCAUCCAGUUUCUGGUGAAGUCCAUUUGAAAGCACCCCUAGAUUUUGAGGUAAUUCAGUCUUAUACAAUAAAUGUUCAAGCUGUUGACGGUGGGAGUCUCUCAGGAAAAUCAGCCAUUAUUGUUCAAGUUAUAGACGUGAAUGACAACCCGCCAGAAAUAGUCCUUACGUCUCUUAUGAGCCCCAUUCCCGAAAACUGCCUGUCAGAAAUGGUAGUCGCUGUUUUCAGUGUAAGAGACCAAGACUCGGGAGACAAUGGCCGAAUGUUGUGCUCAAUUCAAGACAACCUUCCUUUUCUCUUGAAACCUACUUUCAAAAAUUUCUAUACUCUAGUAACAGAGAAAAUACUAGAUAGGGAAAGUAGAGCUGAGUACAACAUCACCAUCACAGUCACCGACAUGGGCACACCCAGGCUCUCAACCCAGCACACCAUAACAGUGCAGGUGUCUGACGUCAAUGACAACGCCCCCGCCUUCACACAAAGCUCCUACACCCUGUUUGUCCAAGAGAACAACAGCCCCGCCCUGCACAUAGGCACCAUCAGCGCCACAGACUCAGACUCAGGCUCCAAUGCCCACAUCACCUACUCACUGCUGCCCAACCAUGACCUGCAGCUGGAUCUCUCCUCGCUCAUCUCCAUCAAUGCUGACAAUGGGCAGCUGUUCGCGCUCAGGGCGCUGGACUACGAGACCCUAAAGACCUUCGAGUUCCACGUGGGCGCCACAGACCAAGGCUUGCCCGCGCUCAGCAGCCAGGCGCUGGUGCGGGUCCACGUGCGGGACGCCAACGACAAUGCGCCCUUCGUGCUCUACCCGCUGCAGAACGCCUCUGCGCCCUACACAGAGCUGCUGCCCAGGGCGGCUGAGCCUGGCUACCUGGUCACCAAGGUGGUGGCUGUGGACCGCGACUCGGGACAGAACGCCUGGCUGUCGUUCCAGCUGCUGAAGGCCACGGAACCCGGACUGUUCAGCGUGUGGGCUCACAGUGGCGAGGUGCGCACCUCCAGGCUGCUGAGUGAGCGCGAUUCGCCCAAGCACAGGCUGCUGCUGCUGGUCAAGGACAAUGGCGAUCCUCCGCGGUCUACCGGCGUCACUCUUCAUGUGCUGCUGGUGGAUGGCUUCUCUCAGCCCUUCCUGCCUCUGCCUGAGGUGGCACGAGACCCCACGCACGACGAUGACGACUUGCUUACGCUGUACCUGGUCAUUGCCUUGGCGUCUGUGUCUUCGCUUUUCCUUUUGUCUGUGCUGCUGUUCGUGGGAAUAAGGCUGUGCAGGAGGGCCCAGAAGGCUUCUCUGGGUGGCUGCUCUGUGCCUGAGGGACACUUUCCUAGACACCUGGUGGACGUGAGCGGAGCGGGUACCUUGUCCCAGAGCUACCAAUAUGAGGUAUGUCUGACUGGAGUAUCAGAUACCAAAGAUUUUCAGUUCCUAAAACCUGUGUCUCCCAACCAUGAGGUUGUGAACUUCAUGGAAGAGACCUCUACUUCUGUCAAUGGUUUUGGAUACAAUUAA
This is a messenger RNA of Arvicola amphibius (Eurasian water vole), 2388 nucleotides long. Its product is annotated as protocadherin beta-18-like. The record is from RefSeq and is a predicted model, not a curated record. The transcript has a single exon. NCBI's taxonomy places the organism in Eukaryota, Metazoa, Chordata, Mammalia, Rodentia, Cricetidae. Gene Ontology annotation, biological process: homophilic cell-cell adhesion. Gene Ontology annotation, molecular function: calcium ion binding. Gene Ontology annotation, cellular component: plasma membrane. The coding region runs from base 1 to 2388 and encodes 795 amino acids.